CCCCAGACCAGGGAAGCAGUCACAGCCAGUCCCUCUGAGGCUCCAAGGCCAAUAGGUGAUGAGUCCUCACAUCCAGGGCUCUCCUCGCCCUCGCUCUUCUGCUCUUCCUCCUCUCCUCUUCUUCCCCCUCCUCCCCCUCCUCCUACUGUUCCCCCUCCUCCCCGUCCUCCUACUCUUCCCCCUCCUCCCCCUCCCCCUACAGUUUCCCCUCCUCCCCCUCCCCCUACAGUUUCCCCUCCUCCCCCUCCUCCUACUGUUCCCCCUCCUCCCCCUCCCCCUACAGUUUCCCCUCCUCCCCCUCCUCCUACUGUUCCCCCUCCUCCCCCUCCUCCUACUCUUUCCCCUCCUCCCCCUCCCCCUACAGUGUCCCCUCCUCCCCCUCCUCCUCCUGUUUCCCCUCCUCCCCCUCCCCCUACUCUUCCCCCUCCUCCCCCUCCCCCUACAGUUUCCCCUCCUCCCCCUCCCCCUACAGUGUCCCCUCCUCCCCCUCCUCCUCCUGUUUCCCCUCCUCCCCCUCCCCCUACAGUGUCCCCUCCUCCCCCUCCUCCUCCUGUUUCCCCUCCUCCCCCUCCCCCUACAGUGUCCCCUCCUCCCCCUCCUCCUACUCUUUCCCCUCCUCCCCCUCCCCCUACUCUUCUCCCUCCUCCCCCUCCCCUACAGUGUCCUCCUCCCCCUCCUCCUACUCUUUCCCCUCCUCCCCCUCCCCCUACUCUUCCCCCUCCUCCCCCUCCCCCUACAGUGUCCCCUCCUCCCCCUCCCCCUACAGUGUCCCCUCCUCCCCCUCCUCCUACUCUUUCCCCUCCUCCCCCUCCCCCUACUCUUCCCCCUCCUCCCCCUCCCCCUACAGUGUCCCCUCCUCCCCCUCCUCCUCCUGUUUCCCCUCCUCCCCCUCCCCCUACUCUUCCCCCUCCUCCCCCUCCCCCUACAGUUUCCCCUCCUCCCCCUCCCCCUACAGUGUCCCCUCCUCCCCCUCCUCCUACUCUUUCCCCUCCUCCCCCUCCCCCUACUCUUCCCCCUCCUCCCCCUCCCCCUACAGUGUCCCCUCCUCCCCCUCCUCCUCCUGUUUCCCCUCCUCCCCCUCCCCCUACUCUUCCCCCUCCUCCCCCUCCCCCUACAGUGUCCCCUCCUCCCCCUCCCCCUACAGUGUCCCCUCCUCCCCCUCCCCCUACUCUUCCCCCUCCUCCCCCUCCCCCUACAGUUUCCCCUCCUCCCCCUCCCCCUACAGUGUCCCCUCCUCCCCCUCCUCCUACUCUUUCCCCUCCUCCCCCUCCCCCUACUCUUCCCCCUCCUCCCCCUCCCCCUACAGUGUCCCCUCCUCCCCCUCCUCCUCCUGUUUCCCCUCCUCCCCCUCCCCCUACUCUUCCCCCUCCUCCCCCUCCCCCUACAGUGUCCCCUCCUCCCCCUCCCCCUACAGUGUCCCCUCCUCCCCCUCCUCCUACUCUUCCCCCUCCUCCCCCU
Molecule: messenger RNA, 1458 nt
Organism: Mustela lutreola (European mink)
Lineage: Eukaryota; Metazoa; Chordata; Mammalia; Carnivora; Mustelidae
Source: RefSeq, a predicted model, not a curated record